CUCUUCUGCUCUUUGCAUUUGCUAAUUGCACGGUUUGAUAUUUUGGAAACUUACUGCUGUCCAGCUGCUCCUGCAGCGUUUGCCUGCCGUGCACAUCGACCUUCAGAUGCGGCCGAUUUGCACAGCUCACCAGGUAAGAACUUCAGGUCUGAUUGCAGUGCAACGCAGGACCCGGGACUGAGGCUGCGCCCACUGCUGACCCUGUGACGGCGGCUGCUGCCCCUCGCCAGGACCAUGGCUUCCAUCUCAGAGCGCACCUUCAUCGCCAUCAAGCCCGACGGCGUGCAGCGGGGGCUGGUGGGAGAAAUCAUCCGGCGCUUCGAGCAGAAGGGCUUCAAGCUGGUGGCCAUGAAGCUGACACACGCCUCUGAGGACCUUCUGAGGGAGCACUACAUCGACCUCAAGGACCGCCCGUUCUAUGCCGGCCUGGUGCAGUACAUGCACUCCGGGCCCAUUGUAGCUAUGGUGUGGGAGGGUCUUAAUGUGAUUAAGACUGGAAGAGUGAUGCUGGGGGAAACUAAUCCCAUGGAUUCCAAGCCUGGCACUAUUCGCGGCGACCUCUGUGUGCAAGUUGGAAGGAACAUCAUCCAUGGGAGCGAUUCUUUAGAAAGCGCUGAGGCAGAGAUCAAUCUGUGGUUCAGUCCUGAAGAACUGGUUGACUACAGGAGCUGUGCUCACGAAUGGAUCUACGAGUAGAACUGAGGCUCUGCCUUUGGUAUCGUGGCUGCCCUCUAGUUAGCUCCAGUCCUUCACAUCACCUCCUGCAAACCUGCUUCAGAAACCUGUGAUGUGCACCGCUGUGAACACUGAUCAGUGGUUGCUGUUCCUUUGGUUAGAAAGCUCCCAAACUGUAGAUAGGAAUGUGCUUUUAAAAGCGUUCCAGAUGUUUACAUGGGUAGUAGAGGUGAAAUUAAAUGGCAGAGAAGCAAAACGCUCCUCGUUAAUAAUACAGAACACGAAACAUAAUACAGAAUACAAAAUGCUGUGCAGUCAGAGGGCGCUGCGGGGAGGCACAGAGGAGCGUGCGGCCGUGGUGGCGUGGAGGGCACAUUGUGUGUUUGCAGUGCUGGGACUGCUGGGGCUGUCAGUACACCACUGUGUGCUCAGGUGCUGAGGACUGCAUGCAGUAUCAAAUCAAGCGAAUGCUCAGACCCAAAACAGCUGCAGGAAAGGAAACCUUUAUUUCUUUUCCCAAAACGUGCUGUGCCCGCACGCAGAGCACCAUGAAAUAACUUGUCUCCAGAUGGAUGUGCUUUCAAUUCUUUUUUUUCUGCACAGGGUUUAUGUAGCGUUUUAAGGAAGGAUUAUAGGUCAGGCUUUUUUGGAACGCCCUUUUUAUGUGAAAGGAGAUUUAAUGUGAGAGCAGAUGAGUGUGAUCCACUUUCAGCCACAAAGCGCACAGGGGAAAAUGGAAUGGAGUCUGCUUUGCUGCCCCAACUGCUAACAGCUGUGGUGGCUGCACAGCCUGGUUUGGGAUGAGGUAUUUCAGCAGUGGCUCCAGAAUUGUUUGUCAUUUCAUCACAUAAAGAAAUCCGCUCACAAUAAUGCUGAACAUCUUCCAGUAGGGGCGGCUCUCCCCCUGGGGAGCAUCAGCCAACAGCCCUUCACUGACCGCACGGGACCUCGGAACAAGAAGUACCAAUGUCGUUUAUCAGCUCAUUUAUCGAUAAAUCAGUUUGUUGCAGGAUCUGUGUGGCAGUAGCUGUUGGCACUCCGCAGUGCCCAAUUAUUUGAAAUGCUGAACCUCAGUGUAUACUGAAAUCAUCUCUGUGGUUAUGGAGGCGCUGAGCCCCGCAGAGGAGAUGCUCCAGAGUGAAUAGUUGCCGUUUCUUAAGUGAAAUAAAGGGUUAUUUUCAUCACACUGCCUUAGGGCUAAUUAAUUAAUUAAUGAGUCUAAUGAGUGGGAGCAAAUCAGCUGCCAGAGCGCGGGUGGGGCUGUCAGCCCCUCGUGCCGAUACGCGGUGCUGUGCGAUGGAGCGCCGGAACGGAGAACAAAAGCAGCGCGGGCGGGGGGGGCGUCAGCGCUGCCGG
Messenger RNA from Gallus gallus (chicken), 2031 nucleotides. RefSeq names its product NME/NM23 nucleoside diphosphate kinase 1 (gene NME1). Lineage: Eukaryota; Metazoa; Chordata; Aves; Galliformes; Phasianidae. Gene Ontology annotation, molecular function: nucleoside diphosphate kinase activity. The record is from RefSeq and is marked validated. Gene Ontology annotation, biological process: CTP biosynthetic process; UTP biosynthetic process; GTP biosynthetic process. The transcript has 4 exons. The coding region runs from base 235 to 696 and encodes 153 amino acids.